AUGUAUAAGUUAGAUUUACCUGUGGAUUACAAGGAGGCUGCUGCCAUUGAAAGGCGGAAGUUGAUGGAAGAACAGAGAAAAUCGCGAAUUUUCAACUCGAAAACCAGAACAAUCGGGGUAGAUAUUCAAGCAAUAGAACAACAAAAUUUAGAUAAGAAACAGCAGGAGGAAUAUGAAAGAAAUAGAGACAAAGCCUUCGCUUCCGAUGCAGUCAGAAAUGAUAAAAUUGCUAUGAUGUUGGAACAAAGACAAAAUCAAGAUGUGAGGGAAUUAAAUAAAGCUGUUAAUGAGUUCCGUUCCAUGCACCAACAACCAGCGAGUAGACGUGAAUUUGAUCUGUACGAUCCUGAUUACUUAAAGAAGGACAAACCUGCUAGGGUUAGUGAUGAUGACCCAAGGUGUGGAAUUUCUAGUCUUCAGAAGUUUGAAGGGGAAGACUUGAACAACAAGGCCAGAAAACAGUACCAACAAGAACAGCUAAGAGAGUGGUCAACACAACAGAGUGACGAGAAGGCUCAGGCCAAAAGGAACAUGGACCAGGCUAACCGAUUGUAUGAACUUAAAAUGCGGGAACUUGACCAAAGGGCAAUGGACCUUGCUAACUCUGAAGACGAAUGUCGCAGGGCAAUAAAUAUGGCAGUGAAAGAUUAUAACCAGGCACUGGACCGAGAACGAAAUGAGAAGGAAAGAUUACAAAAACAACAGGAACAUGAUGAUAACAUGACAGAGAUUGCAAACCAUAUCUUCGGAGAUGUGCUGACAGAGAAUCCGUCUGUGGCCCAGAGUGCAUUUGGUCCCCAUCGUGUUAUUACUGAUAGGUGGAAGGGCAUGAGUCCUCAACAGUUGGAACAUAUACGUAACCUUCAGGAACUCCAAAGGGCAGAGAAAGAUAGACAUGACCAGGAGGAAGAGUUAAGGAAUAAAGAAUGGGAGAGACAACAGAUGGCAAACGCUCGUGCUGCUAUGCUUCUCGAACGGGAGAUGGAACGCAAGAGACGUGAUCUGGACCGUGAGCAAGCAGAGGAAAACCGACGACUUGCUACAGAGCAGAAUUCACACAAAGAUUUCUUGAACAAGGAAGUAUAUACCAACCCUCCAACAGCAGCCUAUUUUACACAAUUCAACACCACAACUCGAUAG
Molecule: messenger RNA, 1140 nt
Organism: Ylistrum balloti
Lineage: Eukaryota; Metazoa; Mollusca; Bivalvia; Pectinida; Pectinidae
Product: RIB43A-like with coiled-coils protein 2
Exons: 6
Coding region: 1-1140 (379 amino acids)
Source: RefSeq, a predicted model, not a curated record